This is a messenger RNA of Fusarium oxysporum Fo47, 636 nucleotides long. RefSeq lists its product as uncharacterized. Bases 1 to 636 code for a protein of 211 amino acids. The transcript has 2 exons. The record is from RefSeq and is a predicted model, not a curated record. NCBI's taxonomy places the organism in Eukaryota, Fungi, Ascomycota, Sordariomycetes, Hypocreales, Nectriaceae.
AUGGAAAGUCAAGAUGCCAGGAUGUUCGGCAACUUUCUGAUUAAGUCUCCUUAUCCCCGUAGUACCGUCAAAGUCAUAUUUGGUGAUAACUCAAUCUACUGGAUCUCGGUCGAUCUGUUGGAGAGGUAUCCCAAGUGCAGGCUCUCCUACGACGCCCACAGGGGUGCCGUCAAGCUCAGCUGGCUGAACAAGACACAAACGGCUGCCUUUGUCGGCUAUCUACGCAACGGAACAUGGACGAGCCGAAAGCCAGAGGACUGGGACGGAUCACCGCACUACUACAACCGGAUACAACACUGUCUGUCGGUCCACGGUCUCGCUUUGGACUACGAAAUGGUCGAACUCGCUAGACUCACGUUUGAAGACUUCACCAAGAUGGCUGAUCGACUUUCAAUCUUCGGCCUCGUGGAGAUGCUUAGAGAAGCCAACUGGACGCUUCAGAGCAACCAGACUGCUUUGGCCGAGUACUUCACCCAACGAGUUUCCAUGAGCGAGGAGACCAUCACCGAGGUCCAGAUCGCCGGUUUCAAAAGCGAAACUAGCGCCAGUCGAACUUUCGCCAACAUCGCCCUUGGGGAAAUGGGCGAAAUGAAGCGCAAGCUCCAGCAGUAUGAAGAGAAGUACGGACCUCUGUAA